AAAUCGCACACGAGCGUCGGUAAGCACAAGUGUGAGCUGAUCGAGCGAAGCGAUAGACGAGAGGUGAAGCGACGGAGCCCUAGUUUCUCUUGUUUCGCAAUCAGCGGAGAAGCCGAGACGGAAGAGGAGUGUGUCGGAGGCGGUCAUGUCGUCUCGACGAGAGGGCCGCGAUUCCCACGCCAAACGACCCCAUUCCCGGUCCGAACGAGAAUCCAGUCCAAAGAAAACAAGAAGAGAUGGAAAACCUGCAACAGAGAGAACAUAUCGUGAUUUGGAUGCUGAUGGCACAGCCGAUCAGGAUCAAAAGCAACGUAGGCGUCUGCAAGAUGUUUUGCCGCUUGAGGCCCCUCCAGCAAUCGAAACCAAGUUGCAGCCUGAAACUGUAAAACAGGGUUCAGACAGAAAGAUUGGUGAAAUCUCUGAUGGCACCAAACACUCUUCUGACCCAGCUGAAGUGCCACGUUCUCGUUCUUAUUUUCAGCAUGAUGAACGUGGCAGUUCUGGGCAAGGUGGUCGAAGUUACCGCAAAUCAAAUGAUCAUGGAUGGUGGAGUGAUCCAAAGGACCAAUCUGGUGAUAGGGUUAAAGACAAGGCUGAGGCUCAUGAUUUGCAGAAAAAAGAUGAGAGGACCCGAGCACGUGCAGUUGAGAAUAAUAUAUGGAAACAUGAUGGAUUCUUUGAACUGGAGGCUGAGAAACCACCUGCCAGAAAAAGACCAGCAUUCAGGGAACAGAAGAUGCCGGCAGAAUCAGAAUCUGCGGCAGCUGCCGUAGGGUCAGAAUCAAAGUUACCUCAUCGUGAUCAACCUGUUUCAGGUUCUUCAAGAAGGGAAGAAAGGGGUGGUUAUUAUUCCCGUGGACUGGAUAAGCCUGACAGACCAUUCAACAGAGCUGAUGAGAGAAAUGAUAGGAGGGGAGAUGUGCAUAGGGCUGGCUAUCAAUCAAGGGAUAGGUUUGGUGGCAGGGGCAUGAGGGGGAGGGAAAGGUUCAAUGGAAGGUAUGGUGAGAGAAACACCUACCGCCAAGGCGGUUUUCAGGUAGAGAAAUGGAAGCAUGAUUUGUUUGACGAAGCAAACAGGAGCCCAACUCCAAAGAACGAGGAAGAGCAGAUUGCGAAGGUUGAAGCAUUGUUAUCAUUGUAGUGCUUGUUUGUGUUAGUCUGAUGGAUUGAUUGUGUAUCUGAUGUUCCUUGUAGCAGUUGACAAGCUGAACUGGGUUCAUACUCGUUGUUGCCUGUUCAUUCUCUCAAGUAGUUUUGUGAUAGUGAUCUUUAAAUGUAAUGCAUUUAGCAUGUCCAAAAGCAAAAUCAUCUUCAUAUUUCUUGAAACAUUUACCAAAGAGGCCAUUCAAGUUUCUAAAAGAGUGGAUUGGUUUGAACAGUUGAUCGCAUGUAGAUCUUGUUAAUCCUGUGAUUCUUGGCU
This is a messenger RNA of Elaeis guineensis (African oil palm), 1420 nucleotides long. RefSeq lists its product as uncharacterized. Gene Ontology annotation, cellular component: exon-exon junction complex. Gene Ontology annotation, molecular function: mRNA binding. Lineage: Eukaryota; Viridiplantae; Streptophyta; Magnoliopsida; Arecales; Arecaceae. Gene Ontology annotation, biological process: mRNA processing. The record is from RefSeq and is a predicted model, not a curated record.